AGGUAGCAUUGAAGGCCAAAUACUAGUGAGGUUCUUAUUCUUGUGGAAUUUUUAUCAUUCUCAGGUCGGUGCUAAUUGAUCGAUGUCAGUGUCUGAUAUAUUCGAACAGUAGCGUGGCGACGGAAAAAAUAGACAACUUGAAUAAUUCCAUCCUGACUAAUGUAAGCGGGCGCGUCGUGAAUAUCCGAGUUGAAGAACCAAUCGACGUGAGCGUGCUAGUGUAGAAAAGAUGAAGCAUGCUUUAAUAUGCGUCGCAAAGUUGGAUCGGCCCUUGCCAGGGUGACCAUUUCCAUAGUCUAGUCUCUUUUCCAUCAUCACGAGGAGACUCGUGCGGGCAUCUAAUCCGUUUCCGUGCGAUCUGUAUUCAUAACUGUUGCAUCCGCUUGACAACUGUAUAGGCGCCACGAUUGGCAAAAGGCUCGAGAGACGAGAACAGUCCGGGACAGAAAGGCAGAAAGGUGUUGUUUUGUCAGCAGGCAGGUAAGGUUCAUGUAAGUCCUGGCACUUCCGGGCAUGCGCCGACCGCAGCGACAGCCGCCUCAAAGUCAAACCUACUCCAACGGCGUCCGUCUCGGCCUUCGGAGUUUAAACAGCAGGAUACUCCACUACAUGCGCUAGAAGCAGGCUGCUCGGCACCAUCUCGAUCGCUCGCUGUCGCUUUUCACUGGUGAAAUCGGUAUGGUAUCCGGAUGCACCUUCUAGAGCAUCCGUCGGUAGUUACGGAGUGCGGGUCUAUCUUGUGGUGAAGAGAUGCCUCUGCAGCUUGUCAUGCAGGAAAUCUUCGGCAGGAUGGAAAGAAGCCAAGCGGGCGCACGACAUCGAAUGAAAACGGAGCUCAGCGCUGAGAAGGCGGAUUUAUUAACAAGGCGGAUUUAUAAAUCAAAAGACUUUUAA
Amoebophrya sp. A25 is the source of this 894-nucleotide messenger RNA. NCBI's taxonomy places the organism in Eukaryota, Dinophyceae, Syndiniales, Amoebophryaceae. The record is from the annotation of a GenBank genome assembly.